Stylophora pistillata is the source of this 654-nucleotide messenger RNA. RefSeq lists its product as uncharacterized. Gene Ontology annotation, molecular function: calcium ion binding. NCBI's taxonomy places the organism in Eukaryota, Metazoa, Cnidaria, Anthozoa, Scleractinia, Pocilloporidae. The record is from RefSeq and is a predicted model, not a curated record.
AUGGGGUUAGGUACUUGUCACAGUAGUGGUCAUUGGAUUGAACUAGAUAACUGGACAAAGAUAAACAGCGAUCCUGUCUGUUUUGGAACUAAAGAUAACGACUAUGGAUCAUUUGCAAUCCAAGAGGCUGGUCAAAUCUACACAUUUAAACUUGUCCAUACAAGUGGCUCAGUGACAUGUGUAACUAAUUUAGAGUCAACAAAGUGGGGAUGUUCAUACUCAGAUUAUGGAGAUUACAACCUAAUGACAGUGAUGACUUACCGUAAUGGCGUUCUACAACUUGCUGAAUUCGUGAGGAACAUCAACGAGUAUAGAUAUCAACUUGACGGUUUUGAUGUCAACUCACCCACGCUUGUGUUUAACCUUCUUCCCACUCCACUGUCUGUGUCUAGGUAUCAGGAGUUCCAAGUAUGGUAUGGACAAGACUUGGCUGGUUUUACCGAGGAAAAUAAUGCUGGCGAGACAUGCACAGACGUCUAUGCUUUGUACCCUUUAAACUAGAUUUAGUCUGAGAUCAAUUCUAGAUUUAACCAUAAGUGCUAAAGUUAAAAUCUGCAAAGUGAGAUAAACCAUGAAAACAUUUCUGGAAUAUAGUUGGGUUGUGAGACCGAAAAUAAGACGCGAGAUGACUAAACUUAAGGGAGCACUCUUACG